AUUCCUUUAUGCGCAAAUCCGGCGGGGAGGGGAAGCAUUCAAAUAUACUGUGUACGGAAGCCGGAAGUUUGUCGGCUUUACUUGUUUUUUCAGAAAGCGUGCAUCCAUGAGCAAAAGAAGAGCGGAGACAAUUUGUUGUGAAGUUCCGCUGAAAAGACGCUUGCGGUCACUGUCUUCUCCUGUAUGUGUAAAAGACCGCAGCAGAGCCGUGGAAAACGUGCUGUCUAUCGAGGGGAGGCGGUGCACCAUUAAGAGGCAACGCAGCUUAGACGAAGAUGACGGUGACUGGAGGACGAAUUCUGUCCCUUGUAGGAAGAGAAAGGAAGAGGAUCAGCUGAGAGCAGAGGAGCCCAAUGCAGUUACUCUGGCCGAUGCUGUGAAAACUGAGAUUGGGUUUAAAACGGCAAAUGAGGACACGCUUCACAAUGACAAGGUAAUUUCAGAAGAGGAAGAUCUUGAAUGUUUUAAUACAUUUCAGUACUGGAGAGCUCCACUGCCAGAAUUAGAUUUAUCUGAGCUUCAGGAUUUAGAUUCUGAUAAAACUUGUAAAACAACAAUGAUAAAUGAGGAAUGUACAGAUGUUGAUAUGGAAACCUGAAGGAAAGUAUGGAUCUUUAAAGAUUUGUUUGAUUCUACAGCAUGUUUGAGAAGCAUAAUGCUGGCGAAAGGUUUGCUCUCCUAGCUUCAAGCGUUGGUAAUACAAUGAAGUUGAGCGAUGUGGCUGACAAAAGAGGGUUUGGAUGGUGUAAAAUCUGAGGUUACUAACACUGGACCAGAAGGAAUACUUUUUUGUGUAUUAUUUCAGAACAUAUUUUUUUUUUAUGCUAUUGCAGAGUUUUACAUUAUUAUGGACUAUCUUUUCUUGACUUGUUAGAAUAAAAAAGCAUAAAGAAUACACCGUGUAUUUAUUAAUAUGAAGACAGGAUUUUUCUUAGAUUUAUGUUCAGUGUACUGCAGACAUAGAACUAAUUUUGGAUGUUACCGCUUAAUCAGCAUACUGUAUGUUUUUCCAAUUUGUUGUAUUUGUGUUGGUUUUUUUAAAUAAAUCCUUCUAAUUUAAAGAUUGUCAUUUAUUU
Erpetoichthys calabaricus (reedfish) is the source of this 1076-nucleotide messenger RNA. RefSeq lists its product as uncharacterized. The record is from RefSeq and is a predicted model, not a curated record. NCBI's taxonomy places the organism in Eukaryota, Metazoa, Chordata, Cladistia, Polypteriformes, Polypteridae. The transcript is spliced from 2 exons. Bases 107 to 598 code for a protein of 163 amino acids.